This is a messenger RNA of Dictyostelium purpureum, 3876 nucleotides long. RefSeq lists its product as uncharacterized. The transcript is spliced from 2 exons. The coding region runs from base 1 to 3876 and encodes 1291 amino acids. Gene Ontology annotation, cellular component: membrane; endoplasmic reticulum. The record is from RefSeq and is a predicted model, not a curated record. Lineage: Eukaryota; Evosea; Eumycetozoa; Dictyosteliales; Dictyosteliaceae. Gene Ontology annotation, biological process: long-chain fatty acid metabolic process. Gene Ontology annotation, molecular function: zinc ion binding; long-chain fatty acid-CoA ligase activity.
AUGUUUGGGGAAUUUAAAAAAUUGUUGGGGUUUAAAAAAAAUACAAUUUCUGUUGUGGAUAAUCCAGAAAAAAAAGAAAAUGACACCAGCUAUAACUUAAAGGGAAAUGAAAUCAAUAAUAAAAGCUCAGUUCAUUAUGGAUGUAAUGGAUGUACUGGCGAAAUUAUAGGUGAUGUUAAUGAACGUUAUUGUUGCACUGAGUGUUCAGAUUUUGAUAUUUGCAAAGACUGUUAUAACAAAGAGAUAAUCAUCAACUAUGCCAUCUACGAAUCUGACAAAUUAUCAACUUAUACUGAAGAAGAAAUUAAAGAAAAGGAAAGAAAGAAACAAGAGGCCUUAGUAAACUAUGAACCAGUCAAACAUCAUGAUGAUGCACCACCUCAUUUACAUCGUUUAACUUUAGAAAUGAAAACACAAUUUCAAUUAGUUUAUGAACUUCGUGGUAAAACUUUAUUUGAAACUAUGAGAAACAGUUUUCAACAAUUUUCAGAUAGAUCAUGUUUAGGUUAUAGGGAUAAAGUCCAAGUAUCUGAAAAGUAUCCAUUAGGUUUAUCAGACUACAAAUGGAAAACAUACAAACAAGUUUAUGAAUCAUCUCUACAAGUUGCAAACUCCAUCUCUCACUAUUUAGAACCAAAUGACUUUAUUUCAAUUUAUAUGGACAACUGUCUAGAAUGGUAUGUCUCUGAUUUUGCCUCCCUAUGGUGUAAUUUAGUUGUAGUUCCAAUCCAUCAUCAAUCAAAUAAUUUAAAUUUAUUAGAAAUUUUAUCAAACUCUGAUACAAAAUGUAUUUCAUUAUCAAAAGAUUCAUUUAAGAAUUUUAUAGAGCUAUUCGAACAAGUUGAUGAAAAAACUUUAAAGGAAAAACCAUUAUCUGUUAAAUUAAUUAUCCACAAAGAGGAUGAAUUUGAUAAAGAGUUAGUUGCAAAAUUACCAGAAGGAAUUGUCUUUAAAACCUGGAAUGAAGUGAUCCAAUUUGGUAAAGAAAACCCAUCAAAAUGGGAGCUUAAACCACCAACAGAUAUAGAAAAUCAAUUAGCAAGUGUCACAUAUACUAGUGGCAGCACAGGUUUACCAAAAGGUGUAAUGAAAACUGACAAGACAUGGAAUUUAUUAGUAUGCGAUUCAUUUAUUUACUAUCCAAAUGUAAUUCUUAGCUACAAUACAUUAUCUCACUCACAACGUUUAAGUGACUGGAGAUAUCUUUAUCAAGGCAGCAGGGUUGGUAUUUAUUCAGGCUCAAUGGAUACUCUAUUUGAUGAUAUUUCUCAAAUUCGUCCACAUUCAUUUUGGGCUGUACCAAGAUUUUGGAAUUUAUUGUACUCUCAAUAUAAAAAUGAUUUAAAAGAGUACACCAAACUUAAUCCAAACGAACCAUUACCGUUAGCUAAGCUCCAUUGCCAAAAACAAAUCAAAGCAUUAUUGGGUAAUAGAAUUAAAACUUUAGUUACAGGUGGUGCUCCAACAUCAAAAGAGGUUCUCACUUUCUUAAAUAGUGUCUGGAAAGAUAUUAAUAUUUCAAACUCUUAUGGCCUAACUGAAAUUUCUGGUGUUUGUGUAGAUGGAUUUAUUUCAGAUGACAUCGAAUUUAGAAUUGACCCAGUUCCAAGCUUCAACUACUAUCCAACUGAUAAACCACAUCCAAGAGGUGAAUUGGUCGUUAAGGGACCAUAUAUGAGUAGUGGCUACUACAAGAAUCAAGACCUUACAUCACAAUCAUUCAGUGGUGGUUGGUUUAAGACCGGUGAUAUCGUCGAACUUGUUGGCUCUAGAAAAGUAAACAUCAUCGAUAGAAUUAAGCAUGCCUUCAAAUUAGCAAAUGGUGAGUUUGUUACUCCAGAACCAUUAGAAAAUCAAUUCCAAGGCUCAGUUUUAAUUGAUCAAAUGUUUAUUCACGGAAAUUCAUUAAAAACAUUUUUGGUUGCUGUGGUUAAACCAUCCAUAUUUUGUUUAAAACAAUUAAAUUUAAUCGACAAGGAACUUGAUGACCAACAAGCUGAACAAGAAAUUAUCACCAAUAUUGACCAAUUAAUUUCAUCAACUGUUUUAAAAUCAAAAAUUUACGAAGAAAUUAAUAAAAUCUCACAAGAAAAGAAAUUAGCAAAUUAUGAAAUCCCCAAAAUUAUAUCACUCGAUUUCACAAAAUGGACCAUUGACAAUGAAUUGAUCACAGGUUCUGGUAAAUUUAGUAGAGCAAAUCUCUAUAAACACUAUAAAGAAACUAUAGAAAAAAUGUUUGAUACAAUCGAUGUAAUUCAAGAUAGUUUAAGAAAUAACAACUCAUCCAAUAUUGAAAACACUGGUAGUGAUCCAACAUUAAUCGCAGACUAUUUAAAAUCAGUUUUAAAUAUUACCGAUGGAGAUGCUGAUUUAUCUCAAUUAUCAUUCACUCAAAUCGGUGGUGAUUCAUUAGGUGCUGUUAAAUUAUCAACAAUAUUAAGAGAAAAAGAAGGUCUUGAUAUUUCUCCACAAUUAAUUUUAAAUCAAAAUUUCAAUCUAUCAAAUCUAACAAAAAUUAUAGGUCAAAAACAAGAUAACAAUGAAUCAUCCAGUAGUAGAGGCGAAAAUGAUAUUAUUAACAAAUUUAAGGUCAACUGGGACGAUGAAAUGAAGUUAGAUAGCGAUAUAAUUAAUAAAAUAUCAAUGUUAAAAUCAAAGAAUGGCUCAUUAGAAUAUAUUAAAUCAAAUUCAAAUGUAUUACUAACUGGUGUAACUGGUUUCUUGGGUAUUUUCAGUCUUUAUGAAUUAAUCAAUUGCAACAAUAUUAAAAAUAUUUACUGUAUAAUGAGAAAUAUUAAAUUUAGGGAAGAUGGUAUUCAAAAACUUAUAGGUAUAUUAGAAAACUCAUCAAUUCAGGUAAAGAAUAUUAGAGAAAAGGUCAUUCCAGUUUCAGGAGAUUUAUCAAUGGAAAAUUUUGGUGUUUCAGAUACAGACUAUGAAUUACUAUCAAAAACAGUCGAUAUUGUAAUCCACAAUGGUGCCGUAGUCAACAUGGCUUUACCAUAUGCAAAUAUGAAAGCCACAAAUGUUCAAUCAACUCGUGAUAUCAUUAGAUUCUGUUUAUCAAAUACAACAACAGCCAAGCCACAAAACGAAAAAGACAUCAAUAACACCAAUACAAAUAAGAACAAUAGCAGAAAUGGUUUAGUUAAAAGAUUGGUAUAUAUUUCAACAGUAGGUGUAUUGUUUGGUACAACUAACAAUGGUAAUUUAAUUGACGAAUCUAUUACACCAUCGACCGAAUACCUCGAUCAAGGCACAGGCUACAACCAAUCAAAAUUAAUCGCUGAUAUCUUGGUUAGAGAAGCUGCCUCAUUAGGUUUACCAGCUAUGAUUUUUAGACCAGGUACUAUCUUUGCUCAUUCCAUGACUGGCUUUGAAAACCAAAUCGACUUUAUUGGUUUAACAAUUAAAGGUAUUUUAGGCUCCAAAACAUACCCAAUCAAUUACGAUGGUGGUAACUUAAAUUUAUCACCUGUAGACUGGGUAUCGUCUUCAAUUAUCUCGUUGGUUAACAAUGAAAUAACCUGGGCCUCAUUCAACAACGCUGCAGAAAUCUACCACAUGGUAAACAAAAACAUAUUACCACUCGAAAAACUUUGCAAAUAUUUAAAUGAAAAUAUUAAAAUCGAAAAAAAACAAUUCGAUGAAUGGAAAUCAAUUCAAUUUAGCUCACCAUCAAACCCAUUAUAUCCAAUUUCAAAUCUCUUUUCAAACUCAAAUAGAUUCCCAAGUGGCAAUAAAAUAAUAAAUACAAAAACAAUUAAAGUUUUAGAAUCAAUUAACAAAUCCCAAUGCCCCGAAAUAACUUCAAAAAUGGUUAAAAACUAUGUUAACUAUUUAAAUUUAAAAAAAAUGAUAAAAGAAUUUAAAUAA